UGGAGUCGCUUUGAUCCCACUUCCCCGUCGGUCUCCUCAAAACAACUAAAAUGGUCACCGUAGCGCUGGCAGGAGCAACCACAGGUUUCGGCCUCACAAUGCUCAAGACCUUCCUUCACCCCAACAAGCUCAACAACGGGAAACACAAGCUCAUCGUCCUCUCCCGUUCUCUUCAACCAGAUCUCUCAGCUCAAGACGUCGAAGUCCGAGUAACAGACUACAACAACCAUUCCCAACUCGUCAACAACCUCAAAGACGUCCACACCAUCCUCUCCCUCAUCGGUGGCGGUUCCCCAGAAGCACUUUACUCCGCCCAAGUGGCUCUUAUCACAGCCGGCGUCGAAGCCGGUGUGAAACGCUUCGCUCCAUCCGAGUACGCGGGCCGAGGAUACGAAGGCAUUGAUCUCUACGAACCGAAAGCUCGUGUUUGGGAAGUCGUUCAGCAGAGUGGAUUAGAGUACACUCGAUUCGAAUGCGGGCUUUUCAUGUCUGUUCUCGCGACUGGUACGCCGAAAGGUAUGACGGAGGUCGGGAUUCGGGAGGGAUGCAAAUCUGGAGAGGAAGAAGCUUUAGCGGGAUUGAGACCUUGGAAUUUCGUGAUUAAUAUUCGAGCUGGAACGGCGGAUUUUGCCGGUGAUGGCUCGGGCAAGAUGGUUCUGACGGAUAUGAGGGAUGUGGCGAGGUUUGUGUGGGAGGCGUUGAGUACGGAGAGGAAGUGGGAGCCUGUUAUGGGGAUGAGGGGUGAUGUGACGAGUUUCAAGGAGAUUGUGAGGAAGUUGGAGAGGGUGAGUUCGAGGAAGUUUCUGGUGAGGGAGAAUGCGAUCGAGGUGCUGGAGAGGGAGGCGAGGGAGGACCCGAGUAAGACGUUUUAUAAUCAGGCAAGGAUUGCGAUGGCGAAGGGCUGGGCUCUCGUGGGAGAUGAGAUGAAUAUGGCGUAUCCGCUAGUGAAGCCGGUGUCCGUGGAUGAAUUCAUCGAGAAGUGGUGGGCUGGUGUAGAGCUUGAUGCGCCAUCGUGGGAGGUUGACCAGGCGUUCGGAGUGGAGGACUUUUCGGACAAGUGAGGACAAGACCUAUU
Cercospora beticola is the source of this 1075-nucleotide messenger RNA. RefSeq lists its product as uncharacterized. Lineage: Eukaryota; Fungi; Ascomycota; Dothideomycetes; Mycosphaerellales; Mycosphaerellaceae. The record is from RefSeq and is a predicted model, not a curated record.